UUAACACUGAUGAACUCUUCUCUGAUACUCCGGCUGGGCUACAAUGAAACAUUUUUGUUACUUUGAAUGACUCUUUUAGCUCUUCGCCCCGUGUGUGGAGCCACCGUGAGCCGAUCCGUGGCUUGAACUUAGCUGACAGGCAUUUGCUCAUUUGUACAACAGAGCUAUGGCCAGUCCAGAGGACGUGAUCGAGCCGUUGGCAGAGAGCGCAGCUGCCCAAAGCCUUCUUAGACGACGCUUCUCACACGACUGCCACAAUUUCACUAAAGACGAGCUAGAUGGCCUCAUGUCGCGCAGUGAAGGACGUCCUUUCAUCGUGGUGCAUCGUCUUUCCGAAAUAGAAGAUGAGGGUAUACCUUAUUUCAUCCCUGAUGUUCCUGUUAAAUGCAGACUGGACAACACAGAGAAGCACACUACACGCUCAAGGUCCAGAAUGGCGAAUGUUAGUAUUGGGACCCUGUAUACAUUGCAUCUAACACAUGGCCAGUUCCACUGGACUAUAAAGAGGAAGUACAAGAACUUUCAGGAGGUGCAUCGUGACCUUUACAAGCACAAGAUGAUGCUUCAUUUACUCCCUAUUGGAAGAUUUGCAAAGGAGAGGCAGCAGCUGAGAAAUGUGUCGGAAGAAAUGCCCAGCCUACAUGGGACUGAGCGGGCCAGAAGAACCUCCAGCAAAGUGAAAUACCUUGAGGAGUACCUGAAUUGUCUAUUGGAGAGCACAUUCUGUAGAAAUUAUAGCAGCAUGUUGGAGUUCCUCUCUAUCAGUCCCCUCUCCUUUGUCUCUGAUCUUGGACCCAAGGGCUUGGAGGGAUAUAUCUUGAAGAGGUCAGGGGGUCACCGAAUCCAAGGCCUGAACUGUAUAGGCCAUCAUCAGAUCUGCUUCCGCUGGUCACGCCGCUGGCUGGUGGUGAAAGACUCUUUCCUGUUGUACAUGAAACGAGAUACUGGCAGCAUCAACUUCGUGCUGCUGUUUGAUCCAGAGUUCAAAAUGAAAGUGGGUCGUGCUGACACAGGCACCAAAUAUGGAGUCUGCUUUGACAACUAUACUCGGAAUUUGAUUAUCAAGUGCAACAGCUAUAGACAAAGUCAUUGGUGGAGUUAUGAAAUCAACCGUCUGGCAGAAACAUGUGACUUUCUCAAAUUGCAACGCUUUGAUGGAUUCGCUCCACCACGGGAGAACACGCUCACUAAAUGGUAUGUGAAUGGAAGUGGUUACUUCGCCGACCUGGCUGAUGCUCUCGAACAAGCCAAGGAGGAGAUUUUCAUCACAGAUUGGUGGCUCAGCCCUGAAUUGUUCCUAAAGAGACCAGCAACUAACAACUACUGGCGGCUCGAUGAGAUCCUCAAACGCAAAGCAGAAAUGGGAGUCAAAGUUUGUGUAUUGCUGUACAAAGAGGUGGAGAUGGCACUUGGCAUCAAUAGUGAGCACAGCAAGAGGACUCUAAUGAAUAUGCACCCAAACAUCAAGGUGAUGCGGCAUCCUGACCACAUGUCUUCUGUGGUGUACCUAUGGGCUCACCAUGAGAAAAUGGUGGCCAUUGACCAAACAGUAGCCUUUGUAGGGGGACUUGACCUGGCUUUUGGGAGAUGGGAUGACAGCCAGUAUCACCUAACUGACCUUGGUUUGACAGAGACGACCGACAGGGUAACUGAAGGCGAAAUGAGGAAUGAUGUAGAUGGCAAUGGUAUGGCUGAUGGCUCUAAAACAUCUGAGCCAGAUAAGCAAGGAGAGCAGGACCCACAUGAUUUGGCUGGUAACACUAAACUGUGGCUUGGCAAAGAUUACAAUAACUUUAUCAAGAGAGACUGGGUCCAGCUGGAUAGACCAUUUGAAGAUAACAUUGAUCGUACUACAGUUCCUCGCAUGCCGUGGCGUGACCUGUCUGCUGCUUUUCAUGGCAAAGCUGCCAGGGAUGUAGCCCGCCACUUCAUCCAGCGCUGGAAUUUUACCAAGAUCUUCAAAAUCAAGUACAAAGACGACUUCUACCCUUACCUUCUUCCCAAGUCUCAUUCCACUGCUGACUCUCUGCCAUUCACGGUGCCUGGGUCCAAGAAAGCCAAAGUGCAGGUGCUGCGCUCUGCUGAUCGUUGGUCAACUGGAACCUGUGAGAGCUCAAUCCAUAACGCCUACAUCGACACCAUCAAGAAGAGUGAACACUACAUCUACAUCGAGAACCAGUUCUUCAUCAGCUGUUCCGACCAGAAGACUGUCCAUAAUGGCAUUGGUGAUGCAAUCGUAAAUCGAAUUCUGCGUGCCUACAGAGAAAAGAAGAAGUACAGGGUGUAUGUGGUGGUGCCUCUGCUUCCUGGAUUUGAAGGAGACAUCAGUACAGGAGGUGGAAAUGCCAUUCAGGCUAUUCUGCACUUCACUUACAGGACCAUGUGCCGAGGGGAGUUCUCCAUCCUGUCGAGACUAAGCGAAUUGAAGGAUCAGUGGACAGAGUACAUCACACUGUGCGGAUUGAGGACGCAUGCCCAGCUCUCCGAGUCACCUGUCACAGAGCUCAUCUAUGUUCACAGCAAGACCCUUAUUGCUGAUGACCGCUGCUAUAUCAUUGGAUCAGCCAACAUUAAUGACCGUAGCAUGCUGGGCUCCCGAGACAGUGAGUUGGCAGUAUUUGUGGAAGAUGAAGAGAGGGUCCCAUCCAUCAUGGGAGGGGAGGAAUACCAGGCAGGACCACUGACACUCGCUCUACGCAAAGAGUGCUUCAGGGUUCUUGUUGGAGCUGCUUCAGACCCCAGUAUCAAUAUUGAUGAUCCAAUCAGUGAUGAAUUCUUCUUCUUGGUUUGGAAUGACACUGCUAAAACGAAUGUUAACAUUUAUGACAAGGUGUUCAAGUGCCUGCCCUGCAACAGUGUCCAUAGCAUACAAGCCCUGAGGGACUAUUUGAAUGUGACUCGCCUCUGUGACACAGACCCCGAGCAGGCCAAAGAGGAACUAAAGGCCAUCCGAGGACUGCUGGUCCAUUUCCCCUUAAAGUUCCUGUGUGAGGAAAACUUGCUGCCUCCACGGAACACUAAAGAAGGCAUGGCUCCUGUAGGGCUGUGGACAUAAGCAGCAGCUCAGCCAUGUUCAGACCACUACAUGACAAUGCAACUGCUGCUGUACUGCAACCAUCUUUCCUGUAGUCAGCGCAGUAAACAAAAGGAGUUACAGCACCAGCACUUGAAUGGUGAGAGGUGGAGAGAGGUGUUACCCUUACCAAAUUUAUUAAUGAUCCACUUAUGAUUACUUUGUCUUUUUGAUUGACAAUGGGCUAAUGUGACUGACGUUAGCUACUGACAUGCAAAUUUUACGAUGUCCUGUCUAUAUUAGGUUGUGCUGACCAAUUUGUUUGUGAUGUCUGCUUUAUAAUAGCUUCAGUGUGAUCUGAUCUGCAUGUCUGGCGGCGGUGCAGAGCACAGAUAAAUGAAUGUAUGAGUCAGGAGAGGAUUGCAAGGUUGUAUUAGAAAUCAAGCAUCUCACAUGAUCUGGGAACAUAGUGUACAUUUAUUGGUGCACGAUUUUUGGGUGGGUGGGUGACUCUCUCUCUCUCUGUGUCUCUUUUCUCUCUCUCUCACUCUCUCCCUCUGAGGCUUCACCUCUCACUGCAGUGCCAGAAAAUCUGUCAGAACAUUUGUGGUUGUUAUGGUGACGGAUAUAAAGAGAUGACUGGAUUGUAGCUGAAAUAAAGACUGGAUAGGGCAGAAUAGGGAGAGUGCUGAUAAGAGGUACAACUUACUAAAUCAGGAUGGUGCACUGGGAAAAUGGAAGCUAAUAUUCUGCUAGGGCUGCUGACCAUUUCUGGAUAUAUGAUCAGGUGGGAAAACUGUGAGAGCGGAAGAAAAGCAGAACAAGAUAAUUAAAGGGUGUUAGGUUGAUUUCCUGCUAAUUGUUGCAUUUUUUUAAGUCUCCAUGACACCCUAGUGAUUUUUUUUUUCACCAUGCUGUCGACAUUCCAGAACAGAACAUUCCACUGCCCACUUGAGACCACUGAAUAUCUCAGCUAUUUUUAUGUUGGGUCCAGCAUCUUUCAUGUGUACCGUAUGUUACAUUUGCUCACAGACAUAGCCGUUUGUUUAGGUCCACUAUUUUUAGCCAUAACGCUGACUUGAGUUGUGCCGUGAUGUCAUUUUCACGUUCUCACUGAUUGCCAUUUUGGGGAAUCACGGGGCUUUUUUUUUUGAAAUGUCAUUCCCUUGAGCUGUGACCAAGCCGUGACUGCUGUUGGGAAGUCUUUAAAUGUCUUCUACUGGAUACAUUUGUAGCACUGCUGGUGAAAAUAGACAGGAAACCUUCCCUCUUUUGUGUCAUUGCAUUGACUGAGAUAUAAUGUAAUAAUUCAGCAGUAAGGUACAGUAUGUGCUGCCUUCCUCAAGAAGAAAAACAGGAAUUGGAUUCUAAGGGUUGAUGGAAAACCAAAGCGAUGGGGAAUGUACAUUUUUCUGCAACUUUAGAUUGUGCAUUCGGGCAAAACUGUAACUCAUUUUUCAAUAUCUGAACGCUGGGCCAAGUUUUAUUACAUGCACUUUCAUCACAAGUUUUUUACAGCAACAAACAGCAGAAGGGGACAUAAAGGCCAGUCUGUAAAACUUGUGAAUGGGACUCUGUUUUAUAUUCCUAGCCUUGUGCUAGUGUUAUGACUACUGUGUGUGUGUGUUCUGGAGGGGGGUUGAGCCCUUGCACGUUUCUUUUAAAGAGACCAGAUAAAAGAUGACCCAGAACAAUGCAAUGACAGCAAAUCACAGUUAAGUGAAUAAUCCAGACUGUUGUAUGAGCUUCUGACACACACCUAUGAGUGAACAACAUUACCUUGGCGGUUCCAUUGCAAAGCUGUCUGUGAAUGCGACAGGUGCCCCAUGUGACCAAGUCUACAUGAAGUGUCUCUCACAGGAUUGUUGUUCAGUUAAAGCAUCUGUGUUUAGAAAUAUGGAUGCUUACCUAUGUAAGAUAUUAAAAGACACUAGAAGCCCUUCCAUAUAUAUAUAUAUUUUCUACCCUCUUUCUUGCAGCCCAAAGUGGUUGUCUUAACUGGUGUCCCUUUUAAGUUCUGCAGAAAUGCCUGUAAUAUACUGAAAAGUGACCUUAUACGGUUUCUCUCAUGAAUUGUAUUUUUAAUAGACCAAUAAUCAGCAUUCCCAAACCACUUUUAUAAAUUUAUUACUCAUUGAAAUGUGUUUGUGUUCAUCCCUGAGAGUCACUGUGUGAAACCUUGUCUCUGUAGAUCAAUGUCAUUAACUUAUAAUUACCAAUGUAUAGGGUUACUAACACUCAGGGGUAAAGAGCGAUGACCAAUAUUCUUAGUCUUGUUAGUGCAAUUAUGAGCAACUUGUAUUUUAUUCUGUUUUUUUAACAUGAACUUGUUUUUUAUGGAUCCGAAUAUCUACUCUAUUUGAAAAAUUGACUUUUUUCAGCCUUCUCUUGUAUUACUUUUGUAAACGUUAGUGCUUUUUUAAAAAGUAAAGACUGCAUUCAA
Molecule: messenger RNA, 5456 nt
Organism: Pelmatolapia mariae (spotted tilapia)
Lineage: Eukaryota; Metazoa; Chordata; Actinopteri; Cichliformes; Cichlidae
Gene: pld2
Product: phospholipase D2
Exons: 25
Coding region: 167-3055 (962 amino acids)
Biological process (GO): phospholipid catabolic process; phosphatidic acid biosynthetic process; regulation of vesicle-mediated transport
Cellular component (GO): plasma membrane region; intracellular membrane-bounded organelle
Molecular function (GO): phosphatidylinositol binding; D-type glycerophospholipase activity
Source: RefSeq, a predicted model, not a curated record